GCCACCCACCCUUUCACAGGGACCUUAAGAGCAGCAGGAGCAGAGCGGAGGGAGCUUGGACCUGGGACACCGUGGCCCUGAGCAGAGCGAGGAAGUGAGCUGUGGUGAAGAACCAAAGGGAGGCUGAGGAAACCGCAAGGAGGAUGAGGCAAACGCUCUUGUGUGUGUUGCUGCUUUGUGGGGCUGUCUCCACCCUGCCCAGCCAGAAAAACCAUGUCCGCUUCAGAAGAGGAGCCAGGUCCUACAGAGUGACCUGCAGGGAUGAGAAGACCCAGACGACUUACCAGCAGCAUGAGUCAUGGCUGCGUCCCCUGCUCAGAGCCAACAGGGUGGAAUUCUGCUGGUGUAACGGCGGCAGACCACAGUGCCACUCAGUGCCCGUCAAGGGCUGCAGCGAGCCCCGGUGUUUCAAUGGGGGUACUUGCUGGCAGGCCCUUUAUUUCUCUGACUUUGUCUGCCAGUGCCCUGAAGGGUUCAUGGGGAAACGCUGUGAAAUAGAUACCAGAGUCACCUGCUACAAGGACCAGGGCAUCUCCUACAGGGGCACGUGGAGCACAGCGCAGAGCGGGGCCGAGUGUGUCAACUGGAACAGCAGUGUGCUGGCCCUGAAGCGCUACAGCGCACGGAGGCCGGGUGCCAUCAAGCUGGGCCUUGGGAACCACAACUACUGCAGAAACCCAGACAAGGACUCAAAGCCCUGGUGCUAUGUCUUUAAGGCAGGAAAGUACACUUCGGAGUUCUGCAGCACACCAGCCUGCUCCAAGGGAAAGAAUGAAGACUGCUACUUUGGGAAUGGGUCAGCAUACCGUGGCACCCAGAGCCUUACCACGUCCGGUGCCUCCUGCCUCCCGUGGGACUCCGUGAUCCUGAGGGGAAGGGGUUACACCGCAUGGAGGUUCAACUCCCAGGCUCUGGGAUUGGGCAAACAUAAUUACUGCCGGAACCCAGAUGGGGAUGCUAAGCCCUGGUGCCAUGUGCUGAAGGACCGCAAGCCAACCUGGGAAUACUGUGAUCUGCCCCAGUGCUCCACCUGCGGCCUGCGCCAGUACCAGCGGCCGCAGUUCCGCAUCAAGGGAGGGCUCUACGCGGACAUCGCCUCGCACCCCUGGCAGGCCGCCAUCUUCGUCAAGAGCAGGAGGUCGCAGGAAGACCACUUCCUGUGCGGGGGUGCGCUCAUCAGUGCCUGCUGGGUCCUGUCUGCUGCCCACUGCUUCCUGGAGAGGUCUUCUCAUCACCUUCGGGUGGUCUUGGGCAGGACAUACCGGGAGGUCCCUGGAGAAGAGGAGCAGAAAUUUGAAGUUGAAAAAUAUAUCCUCCACAAGGACUUUGAUGAGGACACCUACGACAAUGACAUUGCCUUGCUGCGCCUGAGGGCGGACUCCCGGCACUGUGCCCAGGAGAGCAGCGCCGUCCGCACAGUCUGCCUCCCGGACGCUGACCUGCAGCUGCCCGACUGGACCGAGUGCGAGCUGUCCGGCUACGGCAGGCACGAGGCGUCUUCUCCUUUCUAUUCUGAGCGAUUGAAGGAGGCUCAUGUCAGACUGUACCCACCCAGCCGCUGCACAUCACGACAUCUGUCUAACAAAACCGUUACAGAAAACAUGCUGUGUGCCGGAGACACUCGGAGUGGAGGAAACCAAGUGAACCUGCACGAUGCUUGCCAGGGUGACUCAGGAGGCCCCUUGGUGUGCAUGAAAGAUCAGCGCAUGACUCUGAUUGGCAUUAUCAGCUGGGGCAUUGGCUGUGGGCAGAAGGAUGUUCCAGGUGUGUACACCAAGGUCACUAAUUACCUCUCAUGGAUUCAAGACAAUAUGCAACCAUGACCAAGAACAUCCAGCUCCUGAACUCAAAGGAGAUCCUGCCUUCUUCCUGUUGCACAGACGCUGCAAACACCAAGUGCUUCUUUAUGCCAGUUUCUCAACAAACCACCAACUGUGGCAGGGAGGAGAAUCAACAGGAGAGAACAAGUGUAACUUUUUUUAGAAGGUUUUAGGGACUGAGGUCUGACUUGAAAAUGUAUUGUGUUAGGUGAGAAGAUAGGUCAAUAAAUGCUACCCUCUUCUGCAAUCCAGCAGGCAGGAAAACCUGGCCUCAUCACGGGUCAUGAGCACUGGAGCUGGGACCUCAGAGGAAAGCAGACCUCAGUAGUAAGAAAUGACCUGGUCCCCCCGGACAGGAGGACUGCCUUAGAACUAGCAUGUGUACUUAUAGUUAUAGGAGAGCCAGGGAAGUCUGAAUGAGGGAUGGGCUGGCUGGCCAGUUCACGUUCUCCAAAGCCACCCUCAACCGAGUAUUUUCCUUCCACUUCCCACUCACUCCACACUCUAGAGAGGUAUUCCUUAUGUGUACAGUAGAACUCUUUCUUUAUAAAAUGGGAGAAUUAUAUCAUCUUAAUAACUGAUGAGCUAGACUCUAGCAUAUUUAUAUUGAUCCAUUUUAGUUUUUACUUUCUAUUGCCACAACUUUGUAUUAUACUAUACUUAAAUAAUAAAUUCAGAUAUAUUUUUCACAUUGUUCUCAAA
Messenger RNA from Chinchilla lanigera (long-tailed chinchilla), 2522 nucleotides. It is a transcript of the gene Plat, whose product is annotated as plasminogen activator, tissue. Lineage: Eukaryota; Metazoa; Chordata; Mammalia; Rodentia; Chinchillidae. Gene Ontology annotation, molecular function: serine-type endopeptidase activity. Gene Ontology annotation, biological process: plasminogen activation; smooth muscle cell migration. The transcript is spliced from 14 exons. Gene Ontology annotation, cellular component: extracellular region. Bases 144 to 1823 code for a protein of 559 amino acids. The record is from RefSeq and is a predicted model, not a curated record.